CAUGUAAAUACCACGCUUGACUCCACCCUCUCUGGCACGUGAGCAUUUGAAUAAACUUUAUUUACAACCACAACUGGAACAACCAUCUUUUCAAAACAAGAUAUUAUCAAAACACGGGACAACGCUUUAUUCUGCAUGGGAGCUAAUCAAAAGGGGUUGACUCAGUUUGUGGAACAAGCUCAACAGUUAUUCAUAGCUUCUGUGUCAAAUUACCGAUUCUGAGCAACAGAUGGCAUCAGAGGAUAUGGAAGGCUUGUGCCCCUUGCCAGAGGUGACAGACAUCAAGGUAGAGCCACCAGUCAGCAUGGGCUCAGUGGAGGACAAUUCACAGAACACCAUGGGAAUAAAGUUUAUUUUACCCAAUCGCUUUGACAUGAAUGUGUGCUCACGGUUUGUGAAGUCAUUAAAUGAAGAAGACAGUAAAAACAUCCAGGACCAGGUGAACUCUGAUUUGGAGGUAGCCUCAGUGUUAUUUAAAGCGGAGUGCAAUAUCCAGACAUCUCCCUCACCUGGUAUUCAGGUCAGGCAUGUGUACACACCAUCGACCACCAAACAUUUCUCUCCGAUAAAACAGUCCACCACGCUCACCAACAAACACCGUGGCAAUGAGGUCUCAUCCACACCGUUGCUUGUUCACUCACUGUCUAUACACCAGUUGGCAGCACAAGGAGAGAUGGUGUUCUUAGCAAGUCGAAUAGAACAAGAAACAGUGAUAAACCUGCAGGAUGAAGAGGGAUUCACCCCAUUAAUGUGGGCAGCAGCUCAUGGCCAGAUUGCCGUGGUGGAGUUUCUUUUACAGAGUGGUGCAGAUCCUCAUCUUUUGGCCAAGGGGAGGGAGAGUGCAUUGUCACUGGCCUGCAGUAAAGGGUACACAGAUAUUGUUAGAAUGCUUAUCGACUGCGGAGUUGACGUCAAUGAAUAUGACUGGAACGGUGGAGCUCCACUACUCUAUGCAGUGCAUGGCAAUCAUAUUCGUUGUGCAGAAAUCCUCUUAGAGAGUGGCGCUGACCCUACCAUGGAAUCUGAUUCUGGUUUCAAUGCUAUGGACAUGGCUGUGGCGAUGGGCCAUAGAAACGUCCAACAGGUCUUGGAGGCUCAUCUGCUCAAGCUUCUACAAGGUAUCAAAGAAUGACCAUGGAUAUGAAGUAACAGUGAGAGGAAGAGAAGGAAUACAAGGAGAUUUGGAAAGAACAUUCAUUGAGUAUUUAAUAUCAGUGAAAGUUCGAUGUGGACAUUUUGUUUUGCAUGUUCAUGAAAUUCACAAAUUCACCAACCCUGAAAAAUGUGUUCAUUACAAGGAUGCAAAGGCACAGAUUAACAAAUGCAAAAGUGCUGACAUCUGAAUUUGAGUGUUGCGAAUCUGCUGACAUAUGUAGAGUUUUGAUUCGUCAGUGACGUGUGUUUUGGGUUUAUGCCACAAAGAAUUUUACCUAGUAUCAUUACAUAGAUACUUAUUGCAAAAUGAAGCUGUUUCACAUUAAACUAGAGUGGAAUAAUGAAUGGCUCAUAAAACUGUCUAGUUUUGGGCACUUUAGAAUGAAUAAGGUGGAAAAAUGACUGAACAUGGUCAAAAGAUGGUUAGUAGUCAUAUAACUUGCAUCAUCCAAGUACUAAUUCAACAGUUGUCAAGAUGACACUUGUGAUAGAUUUUUUUUUUCUUUUCUGGAUUGCCCUCUUUUAAAUUGUAAUUUGGUGCUACAACACUGCAAAUAAACAUUAUUAAGUGUAUUUAAACUGAAGGUAGUGUUUAUGUCAUUAAUAAUUAGACAGCUUAAGGACAUUUUCAGAAGGACAGAAACAUACAACCACAAGUCAUUGCUGCCUUCAAAGUUAGCCUGUCUAACAACACACUUUAUAGCUAGUAAUUCUUUGCAUUUCUAAGAAAUGUAUUUCUAAAAUUUUUCCAUGUACCAUUUCUGACCUGCCAGACAAUUAAAAAUAGUCUUAAAUGUAGGCGAAGAUGAUCUGUUUCAAGUUAAAAGCAUGGUGUGAACCGAGCACCAAUAAAAAAAAAGACCCCAAAAAAAGUGUUUAAUAAGCUUUUCGUCAAUAACAAAUGUUUAUUUCCAGAUAUUGGCUGCAAACAAGUGAGCCUUAUUAACAGGGAAGGUGGAGGCAAAGAUGCCUCUUGGACCACACAAGCAAACAAACACACUGUGCAUGAAGCUGUGUGGUACAAACAAUCUCACUCUCUCAGCCUGGACACAAAAGGGUCACAGCAGUGCACAAGAUUCAGGGGAUGCGAUAUAUUUAUAAAAGAGAAAGAAAAAAAAAAAAGUCCCAUAUGUUUCCGCCAAGACCGGAGAUUUCAGCCGCCUUUCCUUCC
Messenger RNA from Myxocyprinus asiaticus (Chinese sucker), 2326 nucleotides. RefSeq names its product ankyrin repeat family A protein 2-like. Gene Ontology annotation, biological process: regulation of gene expression. The record is from RefSeq and is a predicted model, not a curated record. Bases 230 to 1132 code for a protein of 300 amino acids. The transcript is spliced from 9 exons. Gene Ontology annotation, cellular component: nucleus. Gene Ontology annotation, molecular function: protein binding. Lineage: Eukaryota; Metazoa; Chordata; Actinopteri; Cypriniformes; Catostomidae.